Trematosphaeria pertusa is the source of this 1962-nucleotide messenger RNA. RefSeq lists its product as uncharacterized. The coding region runs from base 28 to 1908 and encodes 626 amino acids. NCBI's taxonomy places the organism in Eukaryota, Fungi, Ascomycota, Dothideomycetes, Pleosporales, Trematosphaeriaceae. The record is from RefSeq and is a predicted model, not a curated record. Gene Ontology annotation, biological process: protein phosphorylation. Gene Ontology annotation, molecular function: ATP binding; protein kinase activity. The transcript has 2 exons.
GCGUCUUCUCCGCUUAAAAAUUUCAGCAUGGCCGUCGACCCACUAAGCAUUGCGGGGGCUGCGAUAGGAGCCACGGGCUUAGCCUUCCAACUUUUCGACGAGGCUGUCAAGGCCUUCAAUUUCAUUAAUGCAUAUGUGGAUAUGCCGGAAAGCUGCGAGAAGUUUCGUGUGAUGCUCAGUAUCGAGCAUCAUAAAUUGCUGGCUUGGGCCAAGGCCGCCGGGCUGAUCGAAACAGAGAAGAGACAGAAAAUCUCAGUCAGUUUGGGCGCAAACCCUGUAGAGCUAAUGGAUGUCGUGGACCGUAUCAAGAUCAUACUGAACGAUUUCAUCGAGUACAAUGCGCGGUACACCGAGCUACACCCCGAAAGAAGCACCACUGCCCAGCAGCAAGAGGCAGCAAGGACUGUGGCUCAGUCGAGAGACUUUGCGGAGGAAGUCACCAGUCUGACGAUUUCUUACGAGAAGACGAAGGAGAAGGGUCGGGGCUUCCAUUCCAGAUGGCACGACGGCGUUCAAGCCGUGAGGAACAGCUUCAAAAACCCCCUCAAACGCGUUCGCUGGGUAAUGAAAGACGAGGCGGAAUAUGAGGGGCUGCUAAAGGACCUCAACUUCUACACCGAGCGCCUGCGCCAAAUGAUGGAUGACUAUCACUCCCACGAGAUGCUCAGUUCCGUGAACAAGUCGUACCUGGAAAUCGUUCAGACACGAAAACUGACGCAGGAAGUAAAGCGACUGUUCGAAGCUUCUCGGGUUCUUCUGGACUAUUCCUCGCAACCGAGUGCCCAGUCGUCUUCCGGGUGGCAGCAAGAUACCUUGAGAGACUUGGCCCGUUUGCGGUAUCUUAACGUUCCCGCAGAGGAACUUGACACCUCCGAGCUAGAGAACAUGUACACUGACUUCGAGAGGCUUACCAUACAGCCAUACCAAGUUGGAAGCCAGAAACCCAUGGCAGACCUCACAGUUGGGGGAUCAACGAAAGUGGUGUGGAUUGAGUGGAAGCCAUACAAGGAGGAAUGGCUCAGCGACGAAGACGAGCGCAUGCAGAUCCACCCUGCAACGGUCAAGAGAACGGCAGCUAUGGCCAAAAUGCUAGGCCUUCCUAAACCGAAGCAAUUCUCGACCCCAAACUGUAUCGGAUUCUUCGACGACAGGAAACGCAAAAUCAGCAGCGAAAACGGAAUCGAUCAAUUCGGCUGGAUCUUCGAGGUGCCCGCUUCCACAAAGAGCCUCGCUAGCCUGUUCGACAUCCUCUCCGAUGCGGACCGUCCUCGUCCCUCGCUCAAUACUCGUAUCGCACUCGCAAGCGACCUAGCAUCGAGCGUCCUGUACAUGCACGCCGUCAACUGGCUACACAAGGCCAUCCGCAGCUCCAACGUCGUCAUUCCGGUUGAUGAAAAUGGCAACCUUGAUUACUCCCGACGUAUCCUCUCCGGAUUCGAAUACUCACGACCAGACUCAAGCGAUCACACGACCGAAUCGGGUCCGCCGAGUGUGACUACCGACAUGUACCGCUGGCCCAGCGUGCAAGGAGAUCACCCCCGGGACGGCGCCAACCGCUCCCGCAAGACGUACGACGUCUACUCCCUCGGGUUACUGCUACUCGAAAUCGCGUAUUGGGAGCCACUGCAUCGGAUUCUCAAGAUGGUGGACUACCCCAAUAUUGGCUGGGAUAAGGCGGAGGACGUUAGGGAAACGCUUCUUGAGACCGAGGCAAGUCUGCUGGCGCAGUUGAAGAUGAGUGUCGGCGAGAAGUACCAUGGAGUCGUGAAGAAAUGCAUUGUGGCGCACGGACAGGACGCUUUUGGGGUUGAGGAGGACGAAGAUCAAGAGGGCGGCGCUAUUGGGUGGAAGCUGCAAGAGGCGUUCAUGGACGGCGUGGUGAAUGAGCUACAGGCUAUCAAGCUCUAGGUGCAAAGCCCCGAGGGUACGCUAGAGAGUGCGGGUGGGGGUCGCGAAUAAGUU